AUGGCAACACUCUUCACGAUUAGCCAAGCGCUGCACUAUGGAUGUGCCCUAAGUGUCCUUCUUGGAGUCUCCAUCACGGCGUUAAUCCGUUCGGGACAUGGUACAGGCACAUUGGCACGGCUAGCAAUACGCCGUUACACAACGCCAGUCAUAUCGUCAUUUUUCCUUCUCAUAUGCACAUAUUUGGUGGAGACCGUUAUUAGCGUCAUUCAAUCAGAUGCUUUUGGCAACCAACAAGCUCGUCUCGUUCAUCUUCUACUCUCCGCACUUGGGUGGUCCUCAGUCCUGUUUGGUCGAGACCUAGAACAACAACUACUCUGGGUUACUUACGGCAUAUCCUUGUUAUUUGAGGUGCCGUUGCUGGUCUUGGGGGCUCUCGAAAGACCUGGCACGCCGUCACCUAUUAUUUCAAUAUCUUGCCAAUCGAUCCGCAUCAUAGUUGUUUUGCUACUUCCGCUUGCUACCACUCGACGAAGAUCAUUCGCCCAUGACGAUGGAUCUUCUGAAGAAAGCCAACCAUUCCUUUCAGAACAAUCCCGGGACGAAGCGAGGCAAGCCAAUUACGGAACCGAUGGGUUCCACGACGAAUCCUCUACAGAGGUCGCCAGCGGAGACUCCAAAAACAACGAUGAAGGCGCUCGCAUGAAGCGCCAUCGGGCCCAGAAACUUUAUGAGAAAGGGGGUCGGUGGGUUUAUCUCAAACAAUUCGCCGUAUUUAUUCCAUUCUUCGUCACAAAAAAUGACCGAAAGGUUCAGUUGUCCGUCUUGCUCUGUCUCCUUAGCGUUGCUGGCAGAAGAGCGAUGAACAUCCUGAUACCACGCCAACUUGGCAUUAUCACCGACUUGACUACGACCAAACAAAACCCUUACGGAUCUUUGGCUAUAUGGCUGCUCUUCAGCUUGCUCAACGGUCAAUCCGGCUUGGGUUUCGUCGAGGGACUAGCCAGGAUUACGAUCGAGCAGUUUUCCUACCGCCAACUCACUAACGCGGUUUUCAACCAUGUCAUGAGCGUCCUAAUGGAAUUCCACGCCGAGAGAGACUCGGCUGAGAUUAUGAAGGCCAUCUAUCAGGGUGAAUCACUCAGAGUCUUACUGGAAGUUGGAGUCGUGAACUUUUUCCCCACGACAAUAGACAUGGUCAUAGCACUUGGGGUCCUCUACUGGAAGUUCAACGCAUACGUCUCUUUGGCCAUGCUAACAACAUCCGUGGCAUUUGUCACGCUAGAGGUUUUCACUUCAAACUUCAACAUUGCGAACCGCCGUGCAUCUAGUCAGACUGAAAGAGAACAGGCACGAACUAUGUACCAGGCUAUCCAAGGAUGGCAGACUGUCUCGUACUUCAAUAUGUUCGGCUUCGAGAAACGUCGGUUCAGCCAAGCUGUGAGCACGCACCUAGCCGCAAGCCCCUUCUUCGUCUUGGCAAGUCUAGUGCUCUAUGAAAUCUCUCAGGAGAGAGCCUCGACUGGCGAUUUUGUAUUGCUGUUGUCAUAUUGGAGUCUUUUUGUUUAUCCUCUCAAGUCUGUCUCCAACUAUUAUCGGUUUUUGAUGAGGAACCUGGUCGACGCGGAGCGCCUCCUCGAGUUGUUACAGACCAAGUCGACCAUUGUUAAGAUAGAGAACGCCACGGUCCUGGGUGGUACAAAAGGCCAUGUUACUUUCGAGGAUGUUGGUUUUUCGUACGACCCAAGGCGACCAACGAUCCACAACCUAAACAUUUCUGCCGCCCCGGGAGAAACUAUUGCCUCGGUUGAAGAGACUGGCGCAGGGAAGUCGACGAUUAUGAAACUUCUUUUGCGCUUCUACGACGUCACAUCGGGAAGGAUAACGAUCGAUGGCCACGAUCUCCGUGACAUCACUCUGAAUUCUCUUCGGGAGGUUCUUGGCGUUGUCCCUCAAGACCCGUUGCUUUUCAACGCUUCUGUGAUGGAAAACGUGCGCUAUGCACGUCUUUCGGCGACAGAAGAGGAGAUUUUCGACGCCUGCCGGGCUGCUGCGAUCCAUGAGAAGAUUCUUACGUUCGCCGAUGGCUAUGGCAGCAAGGUUGGCGAGCAAGUAGUGAAGCUAUCUGGCGGAGAGGUCCAGCGACUAGCCAUCGCGCGCGUGUUUUUAAAGAACCCUCCGGUUCUCAUUCUGGAUGAGGCCACGAGCGCAGUUGAUACCAAGACAGAAGCAAGCAUUCAACAUGCCUUAGAUGUCUUGAAAAGUGGACGGACGACAUUUAUCAUUGCACAUAGACUAUCAACAGUCGUUAAUGCAAACAAGAUAGUAGUGAUUCACGAGGGAAGGGUAGCCGAGAGCGGCACUCAUAAUGAAUUGCUGACAAAGAGAGGGAUUUAUGAAGACUUGUGGAGAAGGCAAAUUGGUGGUGCAUCAUAG
Colletotrichum graminicola M1.001 is the source of this 2376-nucleotide messenger RNA. Its product is annotated as ABC transporter. Bases 1 to 2376 code for a protein of 791 amino acids. Lineage: Eukaryota; Fungi; Ascomycota; Sordariomycetes; Glomerellales; Glomerellaceae. The transcript is spliced from 2 exons. Gene Ontology annotation, molecular function: ATP binding; ABC-type transporter activity; ATP hydrolysis activity. The record is from RefSeq and is a predicted model, not a curated record. Gene Ontology annotation, cellular component: membrane. Gene Ontology annotation, biological process: transmembrane transport.